Molecule: messenger RNA, 529 nt
Organism: Phaeodactylum tricornutum CCAP 1055/1
Lineage: Eukaryota; Bacillariophyta; Bacillariophyceae; Surirellales; Neidiaceae
Exons: 1
Coding region: 94-495 (133 amino acids)
Biological process (GO): ribosomal large subunit biogenesis; translation
Cellular component (GO): ribosome; cytosolic large ribosomal subunit
Molecular function (GO): structural constituent of ribosome; RNA binding
Source: RefSeq, a predicted model, not a curated record
CGCUGCUACUUCGAAACUCGUUUUUGCGUAGGAUCACCCACACAUUUACAUACACAUACCACUUCUCUCUCAUUUUCAAUCUCUUUAACAACCAUGCCGUUUCACCGAUACGUUGAAUUGGGUCGCGUGGUUUUGAUCAACUACGGACCGGAGGCGGGCAAGCUCGCCACCAUUAUUGAUAUUGUCGACCAGAACAAGUGUCUGAUUGACGGCCCAGAAUCUAUCACGGGAGUCACCCGACAAGUUAUUUCCUACAAACGCCUCGCGCUGACCGACCUGAAGGUCGAUAUUCAGCGAAACGCUCGUCAAAAGAGUCUGCUCAAGGCCUGGACGGAAGCCGACACCAUGAACAAGUGGGAAUCCAGUUCGUGGGCCAAGAAACUGACGGCGCGUAAAACGCGAGCGGGUCUAUCCGACUUUGACCGAUUCAAGGUCAUGGUGGCCAAGAAGCAAAAGACAGCCAUUAUUGCCAAGAAAAUGGCCGAACUUGCGUAAAACCAAUAAACGAUUGUCAACACGAAACCUACAA